GGCAGAGUCCGAACAGAGCGGGGUUUAGCAAUAAAUAAAAAUACAGAGACUGUGAGAGAAAUGAAACAGCAUUUGUCUCCUACUUCCUCAUUCACUGUUCCCUUUUAAUCGUCGCCACUCGCGAGACGAUACGAACCACAGCUUCCCCUUCUCCGUCCCCUUGGUUUCUCGUUUUCCUUUGUCCAUUUCCAGAUUGUUUCUUUGUUUGGUUGUUUUAAUUUGUUUGUUUGCUGGAACCAAGAACCAAGAACCAAGAACCUUGCUCCGGCUCCAUAUUUGGGAUCUAAACACGCAUACAACAAACCCCCACGAUUCCACAGAUCGCCCAGCCCAGCUGAGGGAGGUGUUCAUCCUCUUCACAGAUUCAAAAACAACAACAAGGGUGACCCAUUUCUUAUUUCUCUGCUUCUACUGGGUUUUGGCUGAAUUUGGCUCUGUUUCGCUCUCGCCUCGUCGUGUCAGUUGCAGAAAUCAGUUGGGUUUUUUUCAAAUUUCGUUUUCAGGGUUUGUCUUUUGACUUUCCAUCCAUAAACUUUAAGCAACCGAAGAUGUUGAAUCUAAGGGUUUUGGGUUUGAUUAUUGCAUUCCGGGUGUAGCGUUCUUCAUCUGUAGAGUUGAGUUUUUCAUCAGUGGCGAGCUGAUUGUUGUUCUGCUACUCUCGGGAGCGCAAAUCCGUUUGUUCUUUUCAAUCAAGGAAGCUGUAUUGGCCACAAAAUAAGGGGAAAAAACUGGGUUUUCCUGGCGCAUUUCUACCGAGAAAGGCAUUACAUUUGGGGAAAACGCAAUCCUUCGAAUGAAAGAGGCCGAGAAAAAUUUAGAUCCUCAACUAUGGCAUGCCUGCGCCGGAGGCAUGGUACAGAUGCCGGCUGUUAACUCCAAGGUUUUCUACUUCCCUCAAGGCCACGCCGAGCACGCUCAGGCCACCGUCGAUUUCACCUCCUCACUCCGAAUCCCUGCCCUAAUUCCUUGUCGAGUCGUCGCCGUCAAAUUCUUGGCCGACCAUGAAACCGACGAAGUUUUCGCUAUUAUAAGAUUACUCCCACUGGCAAACAACGACCUCAACAAUUUCGACGAAGACGGAGCUUUCGGGAGUAAUGGGUCUGACAAUAAUAUGGAGAAACCCGCUUCCUUUGCCAAGACGUUGACCCAAUCCGAUGCCAACAACGGCGGUGGCUUCUCGGUUCCAAGGUACUGUGCGGAGACGAUAUUCCCGCGGCUGGAUUACACGGCGGAUCCGCCGGUUCAGACGGUGAUUGCCAAGGAUGUUCACGGCGAAGUUUGGAAAUUCCGGCAUAUUUACAGGGGGACGCCUCGGCGGCAUUUGUUAACGACUGGAUGGAGUACUUUUGUGAAUCAAAAGAAGCUGGUCGCCGGCGAUUCGAUUGUUUUUCUGAGAUCCAAAAACGGUGACCUCUGCGUCGGAAUCCGGCGAGCCAAGCGAGCAAUUGGGUCUGCCGCCGAGAGCCCAUAUGGGUGGAAUCCCGGCGGUGGGAAUUGCAUCCCGCCUUACGGUGGAUUGACAAUGUUUCUGAGAGAGGAGGAGAGCAAGUUGAGUAGAAAAGGUUGCUUGAGUUCCAGUGGUGGUGGGAAUUUGAGGGGAAAAGAGAGAGUGAGGCCGGAAUCAGUAAUUGAAGCAGCGGCGCUGGCGGCGGGUGGGCAGGCGUUUGAGGUGGUUUAUUACCCACGUGCGAGCACGCCUGAGUUCUGUGUGAAGGCCUCAUCGGUGCGAGCCGCGAUGAGAAUCCAGUGGUGCUCUGGUAUGAGAUUCAAGAUGCCAUUUGAAACUGAGGAUUCUUCUCGAAUUAGUUGGUUCAUGGGCACAAUUUCUUCUGUUCAAGUUGCUGAUCCUAUCCGCUGGCCUAAUUCUCCAUGGCGCCUUCUCCAGGUAACAUGGGAUGAGCCAGAUUUGCUGCAGAAUGUGAAGCGUGUUAGCCCUUGGUUGGUUGAACUGGUAUCGAACAUGCCCGUCAUUCAACUAUCACCAUUCUCUCCACCGAGAAAGAAGUUUCGACUACCACAACACCCAGACUUUCCCCUCGACGGCCAAUUCCCAUUUUCGUCGUUUUCAAGCAAUACCCUAAGGCCAAGCAGCCCCAUGUGUUGUUUAUCUGAUAACACUUCUGCAGGCAUACAGGGAGCCAGGCAUACUCAAUUUGGAAUAUCUUUAUCAGAUUUCCAUCUCAACAACAAACUGCAAUUAGGGCUGGUCCCAUCCAGUUUUCAGCAGCUUGAUUUUCACUCUAGAAGUUCCAAUAGAUCAGUUAAAGACCACAGAGACAGCAGCAGUCAGAACUCACCGGUGUUGCUAACCGGGGAAAAUACCGGUCCAAAGUUGGAACGAUCUGAUUCGGUGAAGAAACAUCAGUUUUUACUCUUUGGUCAACCUAUACUCACUGAACAGCAGAUCACUUGCAGCUCUUCUGGUGACAUUCGCUCACCUCAGACGGAGAAAAGCUCCUUGAAUGUGAAUCUGGAGAGAGUGAAGUUUUUAUCUGAUGGCUCAGGAUCCACUUUCAAGCAGCAAAUUUCUCCAAAUAAGUCACCAGGAGCAGGAUUUCCAUGGUACCAUGGUUACCAAGCCACUGAACUUGGCCUAGACAUUGGUCACUGCAAGGUAUUCAUGGAGUCGGAAGACGUGGGCCGAACACUCAAUCUUUCAGUCAUUGGCUCAUAUGAAGAACUAUACAGGAGGCUCGCGAACAUGUUCGGGAUGGAAAAACCAGACAUUCUCAGCCAUGUGCUGUACCAAGAUGCGACAGGUGCUCUCAAACAAGCUGGAGAUAAACCAUUCAGUGAUUUUAUCAAAACAGCUAGAAGACUGACAAUUCUAACAGACUCGAGGCCCGACAAGAUCGGGAGGACAUUGAUGGAUGGAAUGCGCAAUGCUGAAAAUGGAUUAGAUGCCUCAAACAAGACUGGCCCCUUGAGCAUAUUUGCGUAGCCCUGCACCUUUCUUUAUUAUGAUGACACCCCAAUUGUAUCUGCAGAAUUCUGCUUGUUUCUUGGGAAAAAGACUUUUCAGUUUUCAAUCAUUAUGUUAAUCGUGUUGUUGUCUUACCUAUGUAUCAAUAUCAUCACAUCAAACGCCAAACUGUCUAUAAUAUCUAACUGGAUCUUGAUGCCCAAUGUUAGUCCUGUUUUCCUUUA
Messenger RNA from Momordica charantia (bitter melon), 3147 nucleotides. RefSeq names its product auxin response factor 10 (gene ARF10). Gene Ontology annotation, molecular function: DNA binding. Gene Ontology annotation, cellular component: nucleus. The record is from RefSeq and is a predicted model, not a curated record. Gene Ontology annotation, biological process: regulation of DNA-templated transcription; response to hormone. NCBI's taxonomy places the organism in Eukaryota, Viridiplantae, Streptophyta, Magnoliopsida, Cucurbitales, Cucurbitaceae.